This is a messenger RNA of Eleginops maclovinus (Patagonian blennie), 1777 nucleotides long. Its product is annotated as E3 SUMO-protein ligase ZBED1-like. Lineage: Eukaryota; Metazoa; Chordata; Actinopteri; Perciformes; Eleginopidae. Gene Ontology annotation, molecular function: protein dimerization activity. The record is from RefSeq and is a predicted model, not a curated record. The coding region runs from base 37 to 1350 and encodes 437 amino acids. The transcript is spliced from 3 exons.
UUGAAGGCUGUGGAGUUUUUUGCGGCUACAACAGACAUGUGGUCAAGCCGUACAGCGGAGCCUUAUCAAAGCCUUACGGUCCAUUAUAUCUCUGAAGACCUCCACCUCGAAGCUCGCAGCCUUCAAACGGCCUACUUCCCCGAAGACCACACAGGCGAAAACAUUGCUGCUGGCCUGAGAGAGGGGCUUGCGUGCUGGGAUCUCACUGAAGACAACCUUGUCUGCAUAACGACGGACAACGCGUCAAAUAUGGUGAAAGCAGCACAGCUGAACGAAUGGACCAGACUCCAGUGUUUCGGACACAGAUUACAUCUUGCUAUUGAAAAUGCAAUCAAAGAUGAUAGAGUAUCCAGAGCAAUAGGGCAGUGCAGGAAGUUGGUGGGGCACUUCUCCCACAGUUGGAAGAAAAAGGCAGCGCUCACUGAGGCACAGAAGGAGCUUAAGCUUCCUGAGCACUCUCUCAUUACUGAGUGCCCUACAAGAUGGGGGUCCAAAGAGAAAAUGAUUGCCAGAGUGCUGGAACAGAUGACAGCCAUAUCAAAGGUAUUGUCAGGUGACCGACAUGCACGCCCCCUCAUCCCAACCUGGCAGGAUGCUGCCGUGUUGAAGUCCAUUCAUAAGGCACUGCAUCCUCUCUCCGAAUUUACUGAUGCUCUUUCUGGAGAGGAGUAUGUGAGCAUCUCCUACCUCAAGCCAGUUCUCCAUCUUCUGGCAACAUCAGUCUUGGCUGAAGAUGCUGAGGACACUGAUCUGACUAGAUCAAUUAAAACCAAGGUCCUGGCUUACCUCAACGACAAGUAUAGUGACCUCAUCACCCAGGAGCUUUUGGAUGUUGCGUCUUUCAUGGACCCUAGGUUCAAAACGCAAUACAUCAGCGCAGACAACCUUCCUGCCAUUAAGGCCCGACUGAAGACAGAAAUGGUGGAAUCAGCAAGACGUUCACAUAAUCAGGAGAAGAGGUCUCGCACUGAAACUGCUCAAAAUUCUCCAAGUGCACAGGCCUCUGGGGGAAAGGCAAAGAAGUCUCUUGGUAGUCUUUUUAAAACCAGUGUGGCCUCUUCAGCUUUGCCUCUGCCACUUGAAGAUGUCGUGGAGGCAGAGUUGAAUAGUUACCUGUUGAGCCCUGUCAUUGACGGAGAGGAUGAUCCCUUAGCCUGGUGGAAGGUGCACAACAUUCACUUUCCACGACUGUGCAAGAUGGCCCGCAAAUAUCUAUGUGUGCCAGCCACAAGUGCCCCCUCAGAGCGUUUGUUCAGCACUGGAGGGAAUAUAGUGACUUGCACUCGCUCAUCCUUAAAGCCAGCAAAAGUUGAUAUGCUGGUCUUCCUAGCAAAAAACCUUGAGCUAUGAUGAUUAUGGCUGGCAGAGCCAUACUCAUUGUGCACUUUAGUUUGUGCUGUGUUACUGUUACUGCAGAUAAUCAAGAUGUUCAGCCAGUUUUAAUUUAAAGGUGUGUUUGUGUGUGUAUACAAUUGCUAUAUUAUGUUUGCACUUUAUGUGUAAUGUUACUGACUAGUUUUAUUUAUUUAAUAUUAUUUUUUAAUUUAAUGACUUUCUAGCAGUUCACAGAUGUCGAAAGUCGAGUGUGGUAAAGCCACAGAUUGUUUUUUUAUAUAUAUAUAUAUAUAUUUCUGCACAUUGUACUGACUUUCAUUUUAAUGUUUACACCAGGGUUCCUUGUCAGCACUUUAUGCUCAGAUGUUACUAUACUAUGCUCAGAGAUGUUACUACUCAAAAUAUACUAUUGUGUAUGUUCAAAUAUACUGUUUUGAUUGAA